AGGCGCCAGGGGAAGAAGGGAUGCUGCUCUUUCACCUGAGAAGAUAAAACAACAUUACUGAGAAAGAGUGACGAACCAGGGAACAUGGCUGCAUUGUUUGGUGUUUGAGUCUACUAAAAUAAUCUCUUCUUUAUCAAGGUUGACUGGUCUGUUUCGGUGCCAUGGCAGACCCAAGCUGGUGGAAACUGACCUUCUCUCGCAAAAAGAAAUCUGAGCCUAAAGUCUUGUAUGAGAUACCAGCAGAGCAUGGCAGCAACAACGGGAACAAAGAGCAUUCAAGCAAUAAUCCCCCUCAAGAACAUAUGGACAGCCAGUUAAAUGCCAGACUGGAGAAGAUCGUAGACAAAUCUGCCACUAAGGGGCGUCAUGUCAAGGUGUCCCACUCCGGCCGCUUUAAGGAGAAGAAGAGGGUGCGUGCAACUUUGGCUGAAAACCCUACCCUUUUUGGCGAGCACACAAAAGACGAAAACCAUAAAAACAACAAACAUGCCGAUAAAUAACAAUGAAAAUGUCUGACAAUGAAGGUACAAGCACAUCCAAAGUGGCUGUAAGGUGCACAGUGGGUAAACAGCCUGCUCGUUUCUAUGGCCACGCCCAAACGAUACUGACACUCACAGACUCAACAGCAACUGAUAAGAACUCAAAGCCCUAAGCCAGCAGCCACUAUGUCUUAUCCAUUUUGUAUAGGUUUUAUUUUUAAAACCUUUUGCGCUGUCUGUUCUGUAACUUGAAUUAUUUUGGUGACAUGAAGGUAAAUGCCUAAAUUUAUAGCAAUUAUAGAUUUUUUUUGUAUUGCAGACAAUCUUUUUGUAUGCAUUUUACAAUCAGCAUAUGCAAUGUUUUUAUUUCAGGAAAAGAAAAAAUAAGAACUUUAACAGACUGUAGAUAUUACAUAAGAUUUUGUAAAUUAUAUAUUUGCAGAUAUCA
Boleophthalmus pectinirostris (great blue-spotted mudskipper) is the source of this 927-nucleotide messenger RNA. It is a transcript of the gene prr15lb, whose product is annotated as proline rich 15 like b. The record is from RefSeq and is a predicted model, not a curated record. Bases 162 to 500 code for a protein of 112 amino acids. NCBI's taxonomy places the organism in Eukaryota, Metazoa, Chordata, Actinopteri, Gobiiformes, Gobiidae. The transcript has 2 exons.